AUGCGUCAAGCUCAGUCUGCUUCUCUCCUCGCGGCCCUUCUGUCGGCCACCCAGGUCGCUGCCCACGGUCACGUCACUAACCUCGUCGUCGACGGUGUCUACUACGAGGGCUUCGACAUCAGCGUCUUCCCUUACGAGUCCGACCCCCCGAAGGUCGCCGCCUGGACGACCCCCAACACCGGUAACGGCUUCAUCUCGCCCGACGAGUACCGCAACCCCAACAUCAUCUGUCACGAGAACGCCACCAACGCCCAGGCCCACGUUGUCGUCGGUGCCGGUGAGAAGAUCAACAUCCAGUGGACUGCCUGGCCCGACUCCCACCACGGUCCCGUCCUGGACUACCUGGCUCGUUGUGACGGCAGCUGCGAGACCGUCGACAAAACCGACCUGGAGUUCUUCAAGAUCGACGGCGUCGGUCUCGUCAGCGACACCGAGGUCCCCGGUACCUGGGGUACCGACCAGCUGAUCAACAACAACAACAGCUGGAUGGUCGAGAUCCCUCCCUCCAUUGCCGCUGGUAACUACGUCCUCCGUCACGAGCUCAUCGCUCUCCACGGCGCUGAGGAGCAGGACGGCGCCCAGAACUACCCCCAGUGCUUCAACCUCCAGGUCACCGGUACCGGUACCGCCACUCCCUCCGGUGUCAAGGGUACCGAGCUCUACACUGCCACUGAGGGCGGUAUCCUCGUCAACAUCUACUCCUCCCUGAGCACUUACACUAUGCCCGGCCCUACUGCCUACAGCGGCGAUGUCUCCAUCACUCAGACUACUUCCGCUGUCACUUCCACCGGCACCGCCGUGGUUGGCAGUGCUAGCGCCGUCGCUUCCGCUUCCUCGACCGCUGCCGCCGCUACCAGCGCUGCUGCCGUGACCAGCUCGACUAUCACCCCUGCUCCGGCUGUUAGCUCUGCUGCCUCCGGUAGCUCCGGUAGUCAGUCUCUGUACGGCCAGUGCGGUGGUAUCAACUGGACUGGUGCUACUCAGUGCGCGAGCGGAUCUAGCUGCCACUCGUACAACCCUUACUACUACCAGUGCAUUGCUAGUGCUUAA
Aspergillus niger is the source of this 1050-nucleotide messenger RNA. RefSeq lists its product as uncharacterized. Gene Ontology annotation, molecular function: cellulose binding. Gene Ontology annotation, cellular component: extracellular region. Gene Ontology annotation, biological process: carbohydrate metabolic process. Bases 1 to 1050 code for a protein of 349 amino acids. The record is from RefSeq and is a predicted model, not a curated record. NCBI's taxonomy places the organism in Eukaryota, Fungi, Ascomycota, Eurotiomycetes, Eurotiales, Aspergillaceae. The transcript has 2 exons.